Linum trigynum is the source of this 5459-nucleotide messenger RNA. The record is from the annotation of a GenBank genome assembly. Lineage: Eukaryota; Viridiplantae; Streptophyta; Magnoliopsida; Malpighiales; Linaceae.
UUCUCCUUCUCUCUAUCUUAAAAAAUGCCCAAAGUUAUGCAUUUGAGAGACGAAACCACCAUUAAGUCUAAGGUUUAAUUUCUCUUUCUUAUUUGUUUUUUCUUAGCUAGCCUCCCUUGUCUAUCAUAUCCUCUGUUUCUCCAAACUCCUUACAGCCACCCAACUAAAUGACUAAUAACCUUUUCCAUGGUAAUCACAGAUUCUAACCAGAAUCAAAUCCAUCCCCGAUUCUUGACCACUCCCUGCCUCGCCGCCUAUGAUAGACUAGCCGCAAAUGGAGAAGCUCCGACGACGACUACGGCAGGUUGCAAAUCUGGUCUCAAUCAAAGACGGUAGACGAUUUGGGUUUAUCGAGCAUCAUGUAAGGAUUGGGAACCUAGAAGGGAGGACACAAUUAGGGGAGGAAUAAGAAAGCGAUUGAUGGAUGAAAGUAGAACUAGGUUCAAAAUGGUUCAAAAUGGAGGAAGAAGAAAAGAAUGCAGUCAAAUCGAUUUUUAUGGCGGUCGCGAUGUUGCUUUAUUUGCCUCAUCCUUCUCUUUGCUUCUGUCGCUGUCGAUGGAUCUUGAAACGAGGAAGAAAAGAAAGAAGGGCGGCGCUGGUUUCUGUGCAUAGCAACUACGAUCGCCGCAAAGAGAAACAGAAAUAACGGCUGUCUCGAUGGUCGCCUCCCUGCCCGUCGUUGAAGCUGCUGAUCUUGAUUUGGAAGAACUCGGAUUUGAAGAAGAUGAUUUGUUGAACAAGAGAUUCCUCUUGGCAAGGGGAAGGAGAAGGAAAAGAGAUGGGACAGAUCUUACAAAAAAAAAAAAAAGAAGAGAGAGAUGAGAGAAAAUUAAAAAUAUUUAUUUAAUUUAUAUUUACUUUUCACCUACACAUUUUAAUUGAUUAAUUGUCGCCAACUCAGCCACUCCGUCAGUCCAGUCAGAAAUUUGGUUAACACCGUCAAAGAAUUAACGGAAAUGGCUAUUUGUUAUAUUUCUCCAAAAAUGGUUAUAUUUGUCUAAACUGUCGAAGUUUUUGGCUAAAUAAGUGUAUUUUGCCUUAUAUUAAUGUGUUCGCUUGGAGGGGUAUAGUUUCACCUAUCCUUCCUCGAACCACAACCUAACAAACGAAUGAACGAUAUAUUGGCCGAGGGAGCUACACCGUGCGGUACCUAAUGGGGAGAGGCCGCGAGGAGGAAUUUUACAAUGCUAUAUAGUAUUGGUGUUAUAUGUUUUUGCCUUUAUGAUACAACUUGAAAUUGUACAUUUAACGUUAUUGUACAAUUUUAGAUUAUACCUAUAUUGUUUGUACAAAUUCUUUUAUGGUACACCUUGAACUUGUACCUUUAUGUGAUGGUACAACUUAAAGUUGUAAAGUUCUACCAUAACAUAAUGAUACAACUUCUUUUAUGGUACAAUAUAAAUUUAUACAUCUCAUGUUAUGGUACAACUUUAAGUUGUACUAGCUAUUUGGCCCGCGCUCCGUAGCGGAGUGACUAAAUGGACUGGUUGCUAUUAGCCAACGCUUUAUAGUGGAACCUAAUAGUUUUUCAAAGCAGUUGACCAAUUAGAUAUUAUAAAAGACAGUUAUCAUAAAAAAUUGAUGAUUUGUGGUUAACAACAUUAACUUGUAUUGUACAUUUAUAGUGAAUCUCGUCAUUGUGGGAGUUCAAAGAGAGGGUAGAUCGUGCACUCUUGUCACUUUCAGUUAACCAAUUAAACCUAUCACGAUUAAUGUUUAUGUUAUAAUGUAAACUAACUCUUUUUUAUAUAGUUUAAACUAACACAAUUAGACAUUGAAACUACAUAGUUUUUUUAAGAUUAUCGUGAGACAGAUAUCCAUUUCUUAGAGGCAACAGAAAAGUACAAAGAUUGACUUUAAUUACACAACCAAGAAAAAAAGGCAGGUGGAGAAACAAAUCUGCUAGCUGAGCUUCAGCAGUAGCAGAGCAUAAGAAAACCAGAAGCCCCCAACAUCCACUCAAUCCAUGAAAUUUAAGGUCCAAUUUCCAUUGCAUUAUGCAUGUGAAAGAGGUCGUAAAUAUAGAUGAAAAUUUGAUCACUACACUUCAUUUAGAUGAAUAAAAAUUAUGGAAAACAUAGAUCAAACAUUGCAUAAACUCUUGAGGGAAUCACCCCAGGAAACCUUAUCGACUUCGUCAAGGAAGAAAAUCUGGAAAUGACAUAGGAAGCAAUGAAAGUACCUUAUUACACAGAACCUCAAAUCAUAAAACAAUGAGAAAGCAUACAUGUUAAGAUAGGAUGUCAAGUCUGUAUUCAUAGCUUAACAAAUGAAGAAGCACAUCUCAUGGUCGUCUUAUUCUUAUGCACAUACCUAGCAUUAUACAUUAAGUACCAUCACCAAGAUAAUUUAAUGUCAUGAUUCACUACUUUUAUUUUGUUCCUUAGCCCUUGUCUUGUUAGAUAAAUAAUAUUUUUGGUAUAAGGAUGGAAUAUGAAGAACUGAUAACCUUUGCCUUGUCAAAUAGUCCAUGCUUUAUGUUCUCAAAGUUCUGCCAGCUGCUUUUGAAGCUUUACCAUGUUUUAGAUAUUACUUGUCUGUUACAACCUAGUAACUUCAUGUCAUAGUGGAAAUAGUUUCUGGGGUAAUAUGUUAUUCUUAUUGCUUAGAGGUUCUUGCCGGAGCUAUCUGAUGGCAUUAAGAACUAAUCUGGGCAUUCCUAUACCUCUAUUCUUAAUGACAACAACAUCAAAGAAAAAGUCAUAAAACUCGAGAAUCAGAGCUCACUUUGCUCUGAUUAAUCAUCUCUUUCAUCCUAGAAGCAUUGCUCAGUUAAUUAUCCAGCGAAGUGUAUUGCCGUUCCAAGAAAUAGUCAUGAAUAAAUGCCUCCAACAAUACUCCCCUAACAAAUCAAAUAAAUAAAUUCCAACUGCUUACUGAAUUCUCAACAUUCAUUGAUCCACAUUCAUACUGCAGACCUUAAAGAUCUUUGGAAUUGGAUAAAAACCUAGUAAAUGAAGUUUCAAGAGUCUGAUAAACUUACAGAUUAACAUGCUAAAAUGCCAAUUAGUUUGGAAAAACCGCAAGAGUCACCUUAUUUAAAACUUGUUCAUGUUUCAACAGACAACCAUCUAAUUCACAUCAUACACCACUGACCUCCACCUAGUAAGCUUUCUUUCCAGUCGUGACGUUUCCCGUCGGUGUUCUUCAUCAAUUGAUUUCUAUGCUUUUUAUAUGAGCAUAGGAGAAAUGAGAGAAAGAGACAGCAGUGCUUGAAGGAUUAGCAAGGAGAUGAUUAUCUAAUAUCUUCUUCGAUUGGAUUGAAGUAUAGAGAGGUUGAAUGGAAAGAGGAGAGAGGCGAUGAGGGGACGCAUGGAACACGAAAAGAGAAAAGAGAAUCAAGUCAGGUAUGGACGAUUUUACGUGGACUCGGGCUUGCAAGGGAAUUAACAAUGGAUCUAACGAUCAAUAUUUGCCAGCCCAAAGAAGGGAACUCGGGCUUAGGUAAAUCCGCCCGCAGUGAAUCCUUCGAAUCCCAUGGUACCUCCGAUUAUUUCUUAAGGAACAGUAAUCUCGAUUUAUGAUAAUUUUUGGAUACUAGUUAUUUGAUCCGUGCUCCGCAACGGAAUACCUAGUUUACUGAUGUUAUGCGAUCGUCUCUUCUUUUCGUUUUAAUAUUUAUAACUAGUUAUUUGACCCGUGCUCCGCAACGGAAUACCUAGUUUACUGAUGUUAUGCGAUCGUCUCUUCUUUUCGUUUUAAUAUUUAUAAUAUUUUCAUUGUAAUUGUUGUUUUUCUUUCUUUUUUCACAUAAAUUACAAUAAAGUUUAAUUUCACAAAUCAUUAAACUACAUUGUAAAAAAAGUACCGAACCAACUUUUCAAGAUUCUUUGUUUCUUGUACGAAGUAAUUAUGACUUUCAGUUAAUUGGUCCACGAUCUACAACAAAGAAUAAUCAUGAUAAAUUGUUAAAAAAUUAUUUUGAAUUUGUCAAAAGUUAGUUAUUGUGGCUUGGUUUGGUAAAUCAACCUUUCGUUUUCAUUAUUACUUAGAACGAUAUAAACUUCAAAUAAACAACUUUUCCUUCAAUGGACAUUUUCUUUCUUCAGCCAGCCCAAAGCAGCAAGAAAUUGUUUACACGGUUUUAGAGCGCUAAAAAAUAAUGUAUAUAUGUGCUUAGUACAAAAGGUCAUGCUGAUAUUAAUUUGGGUUAAAUGGUAACAAAGUUCUUGUUUAAUAUUGAAACCUUUCUAGUAGUAUACAAAUAAGGUAAUUGCUAACCGGUUAAUCGUUUUGUUGUCGAAAUUUUUUCAUUGAUGAUGGAGUACUGUUACAACACUGGAAGGUAUAUAGUGAUAGAAUCUUGUUUCAAAACUGAUAAGAUAAUGAUGAAUGAGUCGGUCAUUCUAAUUGAACCAUCAAAGAAGGGAAAAUUCCUUAUAUUGCCUCGUCUAAGAAGAAUUGGAUCCUUGGGAAAGACUCAAAAGUAGAGGAUGUCUGGACAUUACAUACAGCCAGGUGGCAUUUUUCCAUGGCAAAUAAAGACACUUGUAGUUCAUGCACACAUCUUUUUUGCCCAUUCAUCAUGUUCAUGUAUAAUUCACCUCAUCUUCAAUUCUUUAUCAGUAAACAUCUCUCUUUGAAAUUGGUAAAGAAAACAAAUUAUAGAAACCCUUCUCAAUCUAUUGGAAAGAUGAAGAUCCAGCUGAGUAAUUCCAGUAGCAAGUUAAUGCUCUGUUUUUCUGACUUCUUGUUCUUUUGGGUACUAAAACAGGGGAGAAAGUAAUAGGAGGAAGAGGAGGAGAAGAAGUGAAUGCCAACUCAAUUGAUCAAGUGCGCCAGUUGAUGGUUCCAGUCACUGACUAUCUUUCCGGACAUGGGGUCGUUCAAUUUGAACAUCAUGUUCUCAUCACCAUAUUUUCCAACUGUGAAAUCCACGGAGUUUACAACAGUACAGCCAGGGAAUCCAAGCUGCUGCCGCUAUUUUGCUGGUUUAAACAACCCAGAAAGUAAAACGAUGAUUCACCUUACAUAUGAUAUGGGCCGAAGCAUUAUUGUGGAAGCCUGUGAAAGAUACUUCUGGCAGCCCGACAUGAUUAAAGGCUCGAUCAAGCAUACAGAAAACCGGUUACCGUACGUGACUUCUUUGGAGAACAUACACACAGCCUCUUCAUGGCUAAACGACCCGGGUAGCCGAAACUUCAGGGAAGGAGAAGGUGAGGAUGAAUAGAGUAUCACGUGAGGGAAUGAAUAUCCGUCGUCGUUCGCCGGCAUGCAGUUCAUUUGGUUCGGGAGGUGAGAAAUACGGGAAAUCAAGACCCUCAAUUUUUCAAUUGAUUUUUUUUUUUUUUUUGUGUAUUGGUUAUUUUAAUAUUUAUUGUCACAGGAAAUGUAUCUUUUUUUUUUUUAUUGCAUGGAAAAGAAAGCGAUCAGGGGGAGCCGGUUUGAUGUUAAGUCUUUGUAUCUAAUGUAAAGUCAAUGAUGCAACUUGGCCAGCCCAAUGAAGAUUAACGUAGGCU